This is a messenger RNA of Glycine soja, 6289 nucleotides long. RefSeq names its product pentatricopeptide repeat-containing protein At2g03880, mitochondrial. Gene Ontology annotation, molecular function: RNA binding; zinc ion binding; protein binding. The coding region runs from base 241 to 2751 and encodes 836 amino acids. Lineage: Eukaryota; Viridiplantae; Streptophyta; Magnoliopsida; Fabales; Fabaceae. The transcript is spliced from 3 exons. The record is from RefSeq and is a predicted model, not a curated record. Gene Ontology annotation, biological process: RNA modification.
CAAGUCUCAAAACCAAACAUCUGAUUAGAUUAGAGGCUUCAAACAAGAGGCCCCAAAACCCAAACCCUAUUCUGGUUCACUUGCGAUUAUGGCGUCUGAGAGCGCUUCUCGAUCGAGUUCCGCGGCCGAUUCGUACAUUGGGAGCUUGAUAAGCUUGACCUUUAAGAGUGAGAUCAGAUACGAAGGUAUUCUCUACAACAUCAACACCGAAGAGUCCAGUAUUGCCCUCAGAAACUUUGAAUGAAGACUCUGAUGAUACAGGGAUGCAACAAGUGGUUAUGCACAAGUUGGACUCAAAAGUCAAAAGUCGUAGCCUUUUCUUACAACCCAUGUUACCCAUUUAAGCUUAUGUCAUUUCUUCGUUCUAUCCACACCAGCAUUGCUGAUUCCUAUCAAUCUAUAUUUCACUCCAAUCAGCUUCUUAAUGGGUUGUCAAAAUCUGGCCAAAUUGACGAUGCCCGAGAAUUGUUUGAUAAAAUGCUUCAAAGGGAUGAGUACACAUGGAACACCAUGGUAUCUGGUUAUGCUAAUGUGGGAAGAUUGGUUGAAGCAAGAGAGCUUUUUAAUGGGUUUUCAAGUAGAAGUUCUAUCACUUGGUCCUCCCUCAUAUCCGGGUAUUGUAGAUUUGGGCGUCAAGCUGAGGCUUUUGAUUUGUUUAAGAGGAUGAGGUUGGAGGGUCAGAAACCUAGUCAGUACACUUUAGGAAGUAUCCUGAGGGGGUGUUCAGCGUUGGGUUUGAUACAAAAGGGGGAAAUGAUUCAUGGGUAUGUGGUGAAGAAUGGAUUUGAAUCAAAUGUGUAUGUUGUCGCUGGCCUUGUUGAUAUGUAUGCAAAGUGCAGGCACAUUUCGGAAGCUGAGAUUCUCUUCAAGGGGUUGGCCUUCAACAAGGGAAAUCAUGUCCUGUGGACCGCCAUGGUUACUGGUUAUGCUCAAAAUGGUGAUGACCAUAAGGCAAUUGAGUUUUUUCGUUACAUGCACACAGAAGGGGUUGAGUCUAAUCAGUUUACAUUUCCUAGCAUAUUGACAGCGUGCUCUUCAGUUUCAGCUCAUUGUUUUGGAGAACAGGUGCAUGGUUGCAUUGUACGGAAUGGUUUUGGAUGCAAUGCAUAUGUUCAGAGUGCGUUGGUUGAUAUGUAUGCCAAAUGUGGAGAUUUAGGUAGUGCAAAAAGGGUAUUAGAAAAUAUGGAGGAUGAUGAUGUUGUUUCAUGGAACUCCAUGAUAGUUGGGUGUGUAAGACAUGGAUUUGAAGAGGAAGCUAUUCUCUUGUUUAAAAAAAUGCAUGCAAGAAAUAUGAAGAUUGAUCAUUAUACAUUUCCAUCUGUUCUGAAUUGUUGCAUAGUAGGUAGAAUUGAUGGUAAAUCUGUUCACUGUUUGGUAAUCAAAACUGGAUUUGAGAACUAUAAGCUUGUUAGCAAUGCUCUUGUUGAUAUGUAUGCCAAAACUGAAGACUUGAAUUGUGCAUAUGCUGUGUUUGAAAAGAUGUUUGAGAAAGAUGUCAUCUCAUGGACCUCCCUUGUCACAGGUUAUACACAAAAUGGCUCCCAUGAAGAAUCCCUGAAGACUUUUUGUGACAUGAGAAUUUCCGGGGUAAGUCCAGACCAAUUUAUUGUUGCCAGCAUUUUGAGUGCUUGCGCAGAAUUGACUCUUCUGGAAUUCGGUAAACAAGUGCAUUCUGACUUCAUUAAAUUAGGUCUAAGAUCAUCCCUGUCGGUGAAUAAUUCUCUUGUAACCAUGUAUGCAAAAUGUGGAUGCCUGGAUGAUGCUGAUGCAAUUUUUGUUUCAAUGCAUGUUCGGGAUGUAAUUACUUGGACAGCUCUUAUUGUUGGUUAUGCACGGAAUGGCAAGGGAAGAGACUCCUUAAAAUUCUAUGAUGCUAUGGUUUCAAGUGGCACAAAACCAGAUUUUAUUACAUUUAUAGGAUUAUUAUUUGCUUGUAGUCAUGCUGGUCUUGUGGAUGAAGGUCGUACAUAUUUUCAACAAAUGAAAAAGAUUUAUGGAAUAGAACCUGGCCCUGAACACUACGCCUGCAUGAUUGAUCUGUUUGGACGCUUAGGAAAACUUGACGAGGCAAAAGAAAUACUAAAUCAAAUGGAUGUGAAACCUGAUGCAACUGUAUGGAAGGCACUCCUUGCUGCAUGUAGAGUGCAUGGUAACUUAGAAUUGGGAGAGAGGGCAGCUACAAAUCUUUUUGAGUUGGAACCCAUGAAUGCUAUGCCUUAUGUUAUGUUGUCUAACAUGUAUUUGGCAGCUCGAAAAUGGGAUGAUGCUGCGAAAAUACGAAGGUUGAUGAAAUCAAAAGGCAUAACAAAGGAGCCUGGAUGCAGUUGGAUUGAGAUGAACAGCAGACUGCAUACAUUCAUUUCUGAAGAUAGAGGACAUCCAAGGGAAGCUGAGAUUUAUUCCAAGAUCGAUGAAAUUAUAAGAAGAAUUAAGGAAGUUGGUUAUGUUCCAGAUAUGAAUUUUUCAUUGCAUGACAUGGAUAGAGAGGGAAAGGAGGCUGGUCUUGCUUAUCACAGUGAGAAACUGGCUGUUGCUUUUGGAUUACUUGCUUCCCCACCAGGUGCACCAAUUCGGAUAUUUAAGAAUCUUAGAGUUUGUGGAGAUUGUCAUUCUGCCAUGAAAUAUAUAUCAGGAGUUUUCACUCGUCAUAUCAUAUUGAGGGAUUCAAACUGUUUUCAUCAUUUUAAAGAAGGAGAAUGUUCAUGUGAGGAUUACUGCCCUCAAACCCUCGUAGUUCUCACUGUCACCUAAGUUGCCGCCACCGUCGUCAUUGUGGCCAUUUGCAGGUACCCUCGAACCCUCACUGUCGCUCUCGUGCCUCCACUGUUGCGAACUCCACCAUGUCUGCCACUCCGCCUGCUGCCCUCUCCGUGACAGCACUUUGUGUCGCAGGUACCCUUUCCCUUUUAGCUUCUCAGGCUUGGAUUCAGAGUCAGAGCUUCAAAUGUUGAUAGUAACAUUCAACCAGCAAAUUGGAUCCCUGCAGGGUUUUUCGCCUUCCGUCCCAUGAGAAGUGCAAAAUGGGAUCUGAGAUUUGAGGGUUUUUAAUCUGUUUAAAGGUAUAAGAAGUGCAAAAUGAGAUCUGAGAACUCUCAAACUCUUUUCAGAUCUGAGAUAUGAAACCCCUUUUCAUGUGAAGAUGCGCUGAAGGUGUGAUGCACAGAGGUCGCAGUCACAACGUUAAACCUGUUUCCAGAUCUGACAAACGCGGGCGUGCUUGACCAAAUGAGCUACCUCCCUUUUAAUCAAUUUGGUUAGUGUUUUCUUUAAUUAUGUUUCAAUACUCUGUUCAGCAAUGAGGUACCUCUCUUUCUCUUACUCUCUUUUGACUCCUUCUCAAUUUCCACUCUAUACUCUUUUACAUUUUGUUCUGUGGAUUUAUUUGGCUUUGCUGUUGAAUUUUCUUCUUAGUUUUUGUCUAAAUAAUUAGGCUGGAUGAAUCUUGUGAACCAAUAACAUAUUCUACAAGAGAAAACUAAUAAGGAGGGUGUUGAUUCUGCAGUACAGAAAUUGGUUUCAUUAACGAGGCCCUUGUAGGUGGAUUGUUGUGGGUAUGCUAAUUUGUGUGGUGCUGUAGUCUUUUAUUUUCAUUAUUCACCAAUUAUAGAAUUGCUUGAUAACUUGAUUCCAAAACAUUAUUAGUUAUCCAACUGCAUUGGACCUGGUUUUUAUCUUAUUGUGAUUUUGACUGGAUGGGAUUUAUAUAAUCUCUUGAUGCAGCUUGGACAACACGAUUGGUAUUUAUGGUGGAGUUAACUUGGAGGAUGCAACUGUUAUUUAUCAUAACAAUCAGACUGGGAGAUGGCUUUCUAAUUUCAGCUAUAGGUAAACACAUAUAAUGCUUCAGAGCAAGAGCUCUAGGUAUUAGAGUAUACUUACUCCACUAAGCCUUUUUUACUUAGUGUCUUCUGUUUUCUGUUAUCUGUAAGCUGUCAGUUAGUUGUUACAGUAACUAAUAGAAUUGUUUACAGUUAGUCUCUCUGUAUAUAGAGAUGACUCUAUCCGUUGUAACCAUCUAAUCAUUUUUCUGAUCAAUCCCUUAGCACUUUAUGACUAGGUUAAUGAGGCGUAUGUUUUUGGUGGAUGGGGUUGAGCAGGCUGAAGUAUCAUGGGGAUGAUUUGGUUUUAAUUUCUGAUGUGGAGGAUAGUAAGAUGUUAGAGAUGUUAAAAGAGGAAGAAGAUGAUAUUCUCUAUUUGUUUCAUUGUGUUAAGAAGUGGAGCCCUAAACUACAACUUGGUUAUAGGCUAAUCUGGUUGAAGUGUAAAGGUUUGCCACUACACGCAUGGGACCUUGAGAGUUGUGGCAGCUUGUGGAACACUGGUAACUACAGAUGAAGACCCAAUGAAGAUGAACAAAGUCAAUGAAGCCCGUAUUCUGGUUAAAACUUAAGUUGUUCAACCUUUCUCUCUGUGCUCCUAGGUUAGGAUCAACGGGUUUUUUUACCAAGUACGUAUGGUUGAUGAGGUGGGGUAUAAAGAAAGGAAGUGGAAGUGUGUUGAGUGGAAUUUUCAGCCUUCUAUGGUGGAAAGCUCAUCCUUAGCAAGUGAUAGUGUCUCUGAAUGUUCUAUAGAUGAUGGUGGUAUGACGGUUGGUGAUAUUGUUCCGGUAACGGAAACAGGUCUAUCUCAAAAGGCAAUUUUUGAAUUUGGUAAGAGAAAGUCAACAUGAACUUUCUCAUGAGGACAGACCAGUCAAUGUUGACAGAAGGGAAAAGGAGCUAUGAACUUGGCAAAAUAACUCCGUAACUUUGGGAGAAGGGGUGCCUCCUCACAAUGGGGAAGCUAUCAUCUUGGAGGCAUAGGCAAUUAUCCUUGGUGGGGAGGGUAUGCCUCAUCAAUUCGGUAUUCACAUCCUUACCUUUGUUCUAUAGAUUAAGUCUAUUCUUAGGGAUUUUUUGUGGGCGAAAAGGGGGGAUAAUAGGAAAUUGGGUAAAUUGGAGGAAUGUAUGUUGCCUUAGAAGUCAUGGAGGAUUGGGAGUUGAGGACUUGAAGUUAUUCAAUGUAGCUUUAUUAGCAAAAUGGAGGUGGAACUUGUUUCAUCAACAAGACACUUUGUUGGGGGAUAUAUUGAAUGCAAAAUAUGGGGGUUAGAGGGGUUUAUUAUAAGUGAACUCAUGUGAGGGGGCAUCCAUUUGGUGGAGUGAUUUAAGGGUGGUGUGCCGUGUGUGGUGGUGAGGAUAAUACUAGAUGAUUUGAUGGACUAGUGAGUUGGAAGGUUGUUGUGGGUGAGAAAAUUAGCUUUUGGAGGGAACCUUUGGUGGAGGAGGUGUGCCUUAGCAUCAUCACAUGGUAGGCUUUUUGUAAACUCAGCAAAAUGAGGAGUCUAUAAAAAAAUAUGCGGCAGUGGGAAGGAGAUGUGUGGAAGUGGAAGACAAGUGGUGGUGGAAAAUUCAGCUUAUAAAGCACUACAUGAGCUACACUAUAUCUCACAAUCCCAAGAUGUGUUCUCAUUUAUUUGGGAUCUAAAGGUGCCUACAAAGGUUAUUUUGUUUUGUUUGCAGGCCUUUGAAGAAUAGGCUUCCGACAAGGGACAACCUUAACAAGAGGCGGUAUCAUUGUUGAAGAUCAAUUUGUUGUGUCCUCUUUGUCAUGUUGAAGUAGAAACUUGCUCACAUUUUAUUCAUGUGUCCAAAAGUGAAUUUGAUUUGGAAGCAUUGUUAUAGGUGGGUACAACUUGUGAUGGUGUUGCCAAGAAAUGUGGAGGAUCAUAUGUGGCAACAUGGGGCUUCAAUCAAAGAUGAAGUGGAGCAAGAAAGGCAGUAUGUUCUAUGGUUAUGCCAUUAUAUGGUCUGUAUGGAAGAAAAGGAAUGAAUGUAUUUUCAGGAAUAAGACAUUUGAGGUAGAAUCUGUGAUGAUGAUGUAGAAUUCAUGGCUUGGUCUCGGAGGAAAAGCAAAGUUAAAUCCUUUAACUAUUCUUUUGUUAUGUGGUCAAUGAAUCACAAUGCUUGUUUGAGGGAUGUUUCGGUGUAGCUUGGAUGGCAAUUGAGCACGGGAGCUAGUGGAGAUCAUAUACUGGAAAUUGCAUGCGGAUUUGCUUGUAUGAUGGGUGUGGGAUUAUGGGAUUAUUUUGUUGAUUGUGUGAGUAGUUUGUAUAGCUUGGUUGCGAGAAGGCUCAAUUUAAUGGGAGGAUAACACUGCUAGUAGGCCGAGACGUGGGGAAUGGUUUUUGGUUACUUAAUAUGCUAAAUGUAAUGCAACCAUUUUUCUCUCUCCAAAACUCUAUAAUUUGUAUUUGUUGUUGGGUAUCACUUAUAUCCUCUUUAUAUAUAUAAUUUUUUUUUGUCGAUAA